AUCUUAUUGUGCAGACUGUAUGAACAUCCUGGUCAGUCCGGGGACGUUUGAUUCCUUAAAGCUGCUGGACCCGUGGAUCUGCUGCUUGUGUCAGCCUCAUCGACCCCACGGCGCUCUGAUUCCCAGAAAGGACUGGAGCAUUCGUGUUCAGGAAUUAUUCGCCAACAACAGCGCCAUGGAGUUUGAGCCGCACCGUGUUUACCCGUCCAUCCCAGCCAACCUGCGCAGACCAGUUCGAGUUCUGUCCCUGUUUGAUGGCAUAGCAACAGGGUACCUAGUGCUGAAGGAUCUUGGCUUCAAAGUAGAGAAAUAUGUUGCCUCAGAGGUCUGCGAGGAUUCAAUUGCUGUGGCGACCGUCAACCACGAUGGAAAGAUUGUGCAUGUUGGUGACGCUCGGUCUAUCUCCCAGGAAUUCCUCGAGCAGUGGGGUCCGUUUGAUUUGCUGAUCGGAGGAAGCCCCUGUAAUGACCUCUCCAUCGUCAACCCAUUCAGAAAAGGCCUCUAUGAGGGCACUGGCAGGCUGUUCUUUGAUUACUACCGCAUCCUUCAACUGCUGAAGCCCAAAGAGGAAGACCCGAGGCCAUUCUUCUGGCUGUUUGAGAACGUGGUCUUCAUGAACACACAUGACAAAGUCAACAUCUGCCGCUUCCUCGAGUGCAACCCGGUGCUGGUGGAUGCAGUCAAAGUUAGCCCCGCCCACAGAGCUCGUUACUUCUGGGGAAACAUCCCAGGGAUGAGCAGGCCCAUUAUAGCCUCCCAGAACGACAAGCUGAGUCUCCAGGACUGUUUAGAGAUCGGUAGAGAAGCCAGGGUCACUAAGGUGAGGACGAUCACCACCAAUCCAAACUCUCUGAAGCAGGGCAAAGGCGUCGCUCAGCUGCCUGUCCUCCAGAACGGCAGAGAGGACAACCUCUGGAUCACUGAACUAGAGAAAAUCUUUGGUUUCCCCAAACAUUACACCGACGUGAGGAACAUGAACCGGCAGCAGAGGCAGAAGGUGCUGGGGAAGGCGUGGAGCGUGCCGGUCAUCCGUCACCUCUUCGCUCCCCUGAAGGACUAUUUUGCCUGUGAGGAGCUGCCUCCCUUGACCACGUCCAUCAUGUCCACCACCUCCCCCUCCCCGUCUUCCCCUGCCUCUCCAGAACUACAGCAACUAAGAUAGGGGAGGUUGGAUAGAUUUUUGUAUAGCACAAUAUGUAAGGUGUUUUUGCCCCAACACAUGGUUUACAAGAACUAGAUGGAGCAUAAAUUGUCUAUAAAUGUCUCCUACUACUUCAAAAGAAAAAACAGAGCUCACUGACCGGCUCCUGUGGAUUACUGCCAUGGGGACAUUUUGUCCACUAUGCAAUUGAAUCUCUUGCAUCGUGUCACACAUGCAGUUUGUCACUUUGGCCUUCAAAGCCCUUCUGUCUUUCUUGGAUAGAAAAUUCUGCAUUUUCAUCCUGAACCUUGCCGCCUACUGGAGUAUAAAGAACACUGCCAAUCCUUUUCUUUUUUCCUCCAUGCUGCUUAGUGAUUUGUCAGUGGUGCUACUACUCAGUGAACAGCAACACAUUUUAGCUUAGAUGGCGUAAAGAAACCUCACUGGUAAUAGGGUUACACCGCCACCUCUACAUUUUAGUUUCUUGUUUUUUUAAGGUGUGAAUCAUGUUGAACUGAGAGAUGUCUCGCUGCUUUACUGUAAUAUUUGAAUAAUUUUAUCAGGACAAAAGCAGAACUCAUUACUUUUUUUAUUGGAUUAAGAUCUGCUGUAUUUUUAAAACUGUUAUAUUCUGCUCACACAUGCCAUGUUUAUACCAAACUAACUAACUGUCUGUCGAUAAAGGUAUUUGAGAAGACGCAAGUUCGGACACAGACUUUUUAUCUUUUUUACAUCAGUUUUUAACUUUCAUUCUCGUCCUUUUGUUCUAUACUUGUAUGUUUUGGGAAACUCUGAGAAGUAGGAAGUAAUUGAGGACAGCUUUUAUUUGUAUUUGGGAAGACUAUUGAACUGUUAUUGUUGCAUUGGUGCUAUAUGUGUGUACAGGUGUGUGCACUGCCACUUUCACACCAACAAAACUGAUAACACUAAGGCCCUUAAGAGUGUUAUUGCUGCUUUGGUGCUAAUAAUAAGAAAACCAUACUGAUGAUUGCAGUUACCUGCAGCCUCAUAAUCACCUGUAUCGUGUUUUGUUUUAGAGAAAGGGUGACGUUUGUAAGGCUUUACUCUUCAGGACACAGACGUAUAACACCUACCUUCAUUAUAUAUUACCUAAAGCUGAUCUUUCAGUCCAAGAAUUUUCUUCUUUUUUUAUUGUUAAAAAUGUUACUUUUCUGUGUCAAGGGAAAUGAAUUUAAAUCAUUCACUGUCAAUUACUGUCCAUUUUUGUUAGUUAAUGCCUAACUAUGUUAACAUAAGCUGGAACUGACUUUAUUGUUCAAUACUUGACAAUAUUACUGAAUCAAUACCGUUCUUAAAGUCAAUUAAGUCAUAUGUCUAUCUAUGCCAAGAAAUGUACACAACAAGCUCUGAGUUGCUAAAGUUACGUUCAUUCGGCGGAUUAUUCAAGUGCACUUGUGUGUGUAAAGCUAUAAUAACCAAGCAGGAUAUGCAAAUGAACAAGUAAUUUAGUUGUCAUGUUGAACACUAUUUUGAAGCUGCAUGCACUGCACAGUCUAACAGAAUACCCCUUCAUGGUAAUGAAUUUAACAUGUCUUUUUUUUAUAUAUAUAUAUAUAUAUAUUUUGCUGACUGAUGAUUGUAUCAUGAACACAGGUUUUGAGAACUGUUUUGGGUGAGGGGCUUUAAGUGUGCUGUACAGUGUGUUUGCACAUUUACACCUGGGGAAUGAAUUCAGAAGGUGUGUAAGUGUGGAGGGGAAACUAAAGUGUCUCACCUGUGCUGCCCCGGAUCAUCUCUGUACUGUACCAGAUACUGUUGUUUUUAUAUAAAUUUUUUUUUAAUGAGGCACAUGCAGUGUUGUUAAAUGUAUAAAUGUUUGAACAUAGAAUGGGGCUCUGUGUUAAACUCAUUUUUAUCUAUAUUUGUGAUUGAAUUAAAAUAAGGGAUUUUUUAAUGGGACUUUUAAAAAGAUCAAUAAAAAUAAUAGAUUCCAGG
Messenger RNA from Micropterus salmoides (largemouth bass), 3097 nucleotides. Its product is annotated as DNA (cytosine-5)-methyltransferase 3C-like. The transcript is spliced from 9 exons. Gene Ontology annotation, cellular component: nucleus. Gene Ontology annotation, molecular function: DNA (cytosine-5-)-methyltransferase activity, acting on CpG substrates; DNA binding. Gene Ontology annotation, biological process: negative regulation of transcription by RNA polymerase II. Lineage: Eukaryota; Metazoa; Chordata; Actinopteri; Centrarchiformes; Centrarchidae. The annotation marks the transcript as partial. The record is from RefSeq and is a predicted model, not a curated record.